AUGUCAAUAUACAUGUGUCUAUGGUUUUGCUUAGCAGCUCUUGUUGCUGUUCAGGUUGGUGCUAAAUCUACGCAAAGGAUACUCGGCAAAAUUACAGAACAACAAGAUAAGGAUGAGGCUGUAGAACGUGUAAAAAGAUACAAUAACGACAACGCAGACUAUAUUUAUGUCGAUCUUGGACAAGAACAGAACAAAGAUGAACCUUAUGAAGUAAUAGAAAUAGGAGUACCUGGGCCUCCUGGGAAACAAGGUGCACAAGGGAUAAGAGGAUAUCCUGGUGAAGCUGGAACUCCUGGGUCAAAAGGAUAUAAAGGAGACCCUGGUAAAACAGGACGUGCUGGACCACGAGGGUUCACUGGGUCUACCGGACCAGAAGGUCAGAUGGGCGAUCAUGGUGAGAGGGGUAACACCGGAAUAAUAGGACCUGCUGGACCAUCUGGACCAAUUGGACCUAUUGGACACAGUGGUGACCACGGAAUGGACGGAGCCGAUGGACCACCUGGUGCUAAUGGUUCAAAGGGUGUACAAGGAGAACAAGGACCUCCUGGAAACUCUGGACUCCCUGGCCAAACCGGUCCAUCUGGUCUAUCCGGUCAUCCAGGACCGUCUGGUCCAACAGGGGAAAUUGGACACACUGGACCAGAGGGACCAAAGGGAGAUUCGGGGAGAUCAAGGAAACACUGGACUAAGAGGGGAAUCUGGAUCAAAAGGUCCAACUGGACCCACUGGUCCAAAAGGAGAUACUGGUCCUACAGGACCUUCAGUAUCUUAUUCACAUUUUUUUUUACAUGUAAAGCCCCAUGUGUUCCAUGCCCCGAAGGAUAUGGUUUGUUGGAUGACCAAACUGAUAGUCCUAAUUGUUUCUACUACGGUACAACUAAAGUUGCUACGUGGGUUGAUGCACAGGAAAUUUGUUCAAGUACAUUCGGAGCAAACCUUUGGAGGCCAAAUAGCGAAGAAGAAGCUAGUGCAGUCAGAGAUAAGUUCACUAUUCCCAUAGAUGAGAAGGUAUGGACUGGUGCAAAUGAUAUUUACGACAACGGUAUUUUUACAUUUGUCAUAGACGAUAGUGUAUUUUCAUUCGCUAACCCUCCAUUUGGAACAGUUGAAAACGCUGACUCCCAAGAUUUCUGUGUCUCUAUUGGAUUAGAAACUAAACCACCCACUUUCUCGAUAUGGGUUAAGGAAGAUUGUAACGAUAGCCGUUUGUUUGUAUGCGAAGUAUCUCCGACGACAACCUGUCCUGUUCCAUAG
Mytilus trossulus (common blue mussel) is the source of this 1254-nucleotide messenger RNA. RefSeq names its product conglutinin-like. Bases 1 to 1254 code for a protein of 417 amino acids. Gene Ontology annotation, cellular component: extracellular matrix. Lineage: Eukaryota; Metazoa; Mollusca; Bivalvia; Mytilida; Mytilidae. The record is from RefSeq and is a predicted model, not a curated record. The transcript has 11 exons.